Messenger RNA from Botrytis fragariae, 930 nucleotides. RefSeq lists its product as uncharacterized. Bases 1 to 930 code for a protein of 309 amino acids. NCBI's taxonomy places the organism in Eukaryota, Fungi, Ascomycota, Leotiomycetes, Helotiales, Sclerotiniaceae. The record is from RefSeq and is a predicted model, not a curated record. The transcript has a single exon.
AUGCAUGAUCUUCGAGCAGGCAUUACCACCUCCACAAGUCAUGAAUUUCCGCUUCUGAAUCCACAGGAAACGUGGUGGAUUACCGAUAUAAUCAACUUCGGAUCUGCGCUAGCGAAAUUUCCUGGUGUUUCAUAUCUUUUAGAGACCUGCAAAGUCUCAAGUUACACUAUGCAUCGUUGUGCUGGUCUUGAGAAGAUCGAACUAUUCCGUGCUCCAACUCGUCACUUUCUUGACACGACAGAGACGAUUCCUGAUACCCUUAAUUACCUGUAUCUUCGACCGUCGAUUGAUAUCUUUAUGGUCAGCAUUGACAGCCUAGUCAGAUUGUAUCGAAUUGGCGGCUCGAUAGGAUCUCUAUGCAAUAUUCAGCAACUAGCUAUAACAGGAAUGGAUUACAAUCUUUUCGAUGACUGCGACGACGAAGAGAUAACGACUCUUUUCGAGAAGCUCUGCAAUAUCGUUGAAAUACACUGCCUAGCACUUGAGAAACUUCAUCUGGUCAUUGGCGACACUGAAACAGUUCCGUUUGGCGAUGUAAAGGAUAGUCUUGAGUUGACUCGAGAUUUAAGACUGAUCGAAAUAGACGAUGACUUUCAAGAUUUUGAUUUAGAGGAGGACAAAGAGAGGCAAGAAAAUUACGAACUAGAAAGCCUCAAGGAAGAGAUGAAUAAUACUUCCGAGUAUGUGCAACACGCAAUGAUGGAACUAAGGGGCUAUAUCGAGCAAACGGAAAUGCUAUCAGACAGUGAUGUAGCGGAUUACUGGAGGAAAAUGAAGGUAGUGCCGGCCGCAGUAGGCUGGUUGGAAGGUGAGAAGAGACCACAACCAUGGUUUCCUGCACUAUCAUCUGUGCUCCCAUGCUAUGAUAAUGGAGCCCCUUUCGAUACAUACCAGGGGAUAGUGGAGCUCUUUGAGGGAGCGGAUUCAUAG